AUGGAGAUGGCGCUAAAAAGGGAGUUACAGAAAAACGGUCAGUGCAAACUCCAUGAACAUGAAAUCAUCUCACCAACUUCCAGGCCAGUGUAUUUGUGGCAAUCAGAAAGAAAGCGGGGAUCCUCAUCAAGAGUUUAGUUCAAAGCCCCGAUUAUUUGAGCUUCAUCAGAGGAACUGAGCUCAUUAUUUGGUCAUUCAUUCUGGUGAGACGUGUGCUGAUGGAUAAAAGUGCAAGCAAUUUUUCAUAAUCGUUAAGUUUAUCUUAUAAAGUAUAUGAUUCUAA
This is a messenger RNA of Rubroshorea leprosula, 283 nucleotides long. The record is from the annotation of a GenBank genome assembly. Lineage: Eukaryota; Viridiplantae; Streptophyta; Magnoliopsida; Malvales; Dipterocarpaceae.